UUUUUUUAAAUGUUUAUUUAAAUAUUUAUCCGUUCCUUCUAAAAAUUAAAAAAAUUUUACCUUUUCUCCAAAUAUUGCCGCGUUCCUUCUCUCUUUUCUUUUCUAAUUGCCAACCCCCUUCUCUUUUUAAAAAAUAAUAUUUAAUUAUUAGCUUGUAUUACAAUCACUCCACAUCUUUCCCCUCUUCUCUUUUUAAAAGAUAAUUGGGCUUUGCCGACUAAUUACCGCCCAUUCCUUCUAAAUUUCUCCAGCAGCGAUCAAUUUUGUUUGUUGCCAUCUAAUGCAACAAUAAUUAACUGAAAAGGAGAAUGUCUACAACAACAACAUCAUUACAAGCUUCAGAAAAUUCCCAAGCAAUUCACCCUCAAUUCUCGACAGAAGCUAUAGACACUAAACCUCCCCCUUCAUUUCUUUUAAUUGACCAAAAGCCUAGAGAAGAUUUAUUAUUAUCCCAACAACAACAAACUUCUAAUUUUAUUGAAAAUAAAUUUCAAGAUUCUAAAAAUAUUACGGCUACAAGAAAUGCUUUAUUUGGUGUUGAACAGAGUCCAAAUAAUAAUUUUUUAAUUAACAAUUCCCCUUCUUGUUCAUUAUCAUCCGCUACACCAACCUAUUAUUCAAAUGGAGGUAAUGGAUAUAAUACAAAUUUUUAUAAUUCAACAACACAUUUUGGACAUUCACAAUUAGCUGAAUUAUAUCAACAACAACAACAACCACAUUUUCUUUAUACAAGUCAACCAGCUAGUUCUCCUGAAGGUAAAAAGAAUAAAAUGAAAAAAAAUUUUCAAAAUAAUUUUUAUCUAAAUUUGUUGAAUGUCUUUUAUUUUUUAAUCUUUUUCUUUUAAAUAUUCACGUUUUUUUAAAUUUUCAUUUUGUCUAUUCCAAGAAUGUUCUCAGGACUUUUAGGAUAGCACUACCGAUUAAGGCAGUCCUACUUCCCCCACUCGGCUUUUUCCGAUUUUUGAAAUCGAAAUGUUCUGUGAUUAUUGGAACAGUA
Messenger RNA from Meloidogyne enterolobii, 997 nucleotides. Lineage: Eukaryota; Metazoa; Nematoda; Chromadorea; Rhabditida; Meloidogynidae. The record is from the annotation of a GenBank genome assembly.